Messenger RNA from Tripterygium wilfordii, 1014 nucleotides. RefSeq lists its product as uncharacterized. The record is from RefSeq and is a predicted model, not a curated record. Gene Ontology annotation, molecular function: zinc ion binding. NCBI's taxonomy places the organism in Eukaryota, Viridiplantae, Streptophyta, Magnoliopsida, Celastrales, Celastraceae. Bases 150 to 899 code for a protein of 249 amino acids. The transcript has 4 exons.
CAUAAAAUUCUAGAGAGAGAGACACAGAGAGAGAGAGAAGAGAGAGAGGGAGAGAGAGUAUUAAUAGCUGCUUAUAUAGCAAUGAAAGGUGUGCAUCGUUUACAACAAGAGGAGGUGGUGGAGGAGGAGAAGGAGGAGCAGAAGUAGUGAUGAACGUGGAGAUGGAAGAAGUGGUGAAGCCUGCAUGGUUAGAGGGUUUAAUGGGAGAGACGUUCUUUGGUGUUUGUGAGAUCCACGAAAAUCAAAGGAAGAAUGAGAAGAACAUCUUUUGCUUGCACUGCUGCCUUAGUAUUUGCCAUCACUGUCUUGAUCUUCCUUCUCAUCGCUCUCACCCACUUCUUCAGGUGAGACGAUAUGUUUAUCAGGAUGUAGUUCGAUUGGAUGAUCUCGAGAAGCUCAUCGAUUGUUGCUACAUUCAGCCUUAUAUUAUAAAUAGUGCAAAGGUGAUAUUCUUGAACCAGAGGCCACAGAGCAGGAGUUGUAAGGGAUCUGCCAAUAUUUGCUUCAAUUGUGACAGAAUUCUCCAGGAGCCAUUCCACUUCUGUUCUCUCUCUUGCAAGGUUGAUCACUUGGUGUACCAAGGGGAGGAUCUGUCGAGCAUAAUAUACAAAUUUAAUGAAUCAGAUUUUGCAUUUUCUCAAUUUGAGGGAUUGAGGAUGGAUGGCUCCGAGAUCACAGAAGAUUAUGGUGGUCAAAUUACCCCCAGCUCCAUCCUGGAAGACCCAUUGCAGUACAGAGGCUCCUCAUCAUGCUCCAACAACACCAUGGACAAUUCAGCAAUUUCACGCGACGCCAUCCCGAAGAAGAAGAAGAAGAAUGGCAGUGGAUUCCUCCCUGGGAUUGUGCUCUCACUUGGUAGCAGAAGAAAGGGUGCUCCUCAUAGGGCUCCUCUUUCUUGAUCGAAACCAAUUUAAUCACAACCUUACAAAGAACGAAGGGUCUAGCUAGAGUUGAUUAAUUGAUGAAUAAAAUCUAUAUAGUAUAUAGAUAAUAUUAGAAUGUUAGUUACUACUA